AAAGCCCUAAAAUAAAUUAACUAAACGCUCCCAACCUUUAUCCACUUUCCUCCCUAAAGUGUGAAGAGUGAACAAGCUCUUUAUCCACCAACUAGUUUUGAUGUUCGUGUUUGAAUUCUUCAAUUUUUGCUUUGAGGAGCUGGAAAAUGUGGGCUUACUAUGUUAAUCAUGUCCUCCUCCGCCGUCUUGUGCAAAAGCUUGAUCUUUGUUAACUCCAAGCUCAGUCUGCUCAGCCGCAACUCCAUUUUCCACAGAAAUUUGUCGACGCCACUGCCUCUUGUGGUUGAUACAAGGCGGCGGAGGUCUGCCGCUGCAGAGCACAUUCCAAAUGCUUCUGGAAAAAGGAAAAGGAAAAGGACUUGGUGGCAAACAUUCUUUUUCGACGACGACGGGAAUUGGCUUGGUUUGAAGGAGGACGACAUGCUGGCGGCGGAGGAGGAGCAAGAAGAGGAGUUAGAUGGCUCCUCCCCAGCUGCCGCCAACAGCAGAGGCGAAGAAUCUGAGAAAUUUGAGGCGUGGAAGACAAGGGCAGAAGCAAUCGUGGAGUUGAGGGAAGCACAGCAGGACAUGACCAACGAGGAGAACCGCAUGUGGGAGGAUUGGAUUUCGGAUUCUAAUUCUAACUCUAAUUCUUCUACUUCCUCCUGGGAAGCAUCUGUGCAGUCGGAUCCUACUCAAGAAAGGGGAUUGAUUUACUCUCUCAGCGAUUUUGUCCUCGGAAAGGAAGAAGAUGAUGAGGAGGACAUGCUCUAUGAAGACCGCGUUUUUCGCUAUGCCUCACUCAAUUCGGCCAAAUUUUUGGCAGUAUUAGUUAUCAUACCCUGGGCCUUGGAUUUUGUGGUUCACGACUAUGUUCUGAUGCCUUUCUUAGACAGAUAUGUGAAGACUGUACCACUUGCAGCACAGUUGCUUGAUGUCAGACGAAAUCAAAAGCUUCAAAUGGUUGAGGAAUUAAAAAUGGAGGGAGCAAGAUUUCAUCUUGAGAUGGAAAUUGGAAAAUCUCCACCGCUUUCUGAUGAUGAGGUUUGGUGGGAGUUGCGGCAUAAAGCGUUAGAGCUGAGAGAUGAAUGGAGACUAGAGAAUCGUAAUGCAUUUGCCAACAUAUGGUCAGAUAUGAUAUUCGGGAUCUCAUUAUUCAUUCUUUUAUACAGCAAUCAGAGUAAAGUAGCAUUGCUGAAGUUUACAGGUUAUAAGAUAAUAAAUAAUAUUUCAGAUACCGGGAAGGCAUUUCUAAUCAUACUUAUCACAGAUAUUUUUUUAGGGUAUCAUUCUGAGUCCGGUUGGCAAACAUUGUUAGAAAUUUUUGUUGAGCAUUAUGGGCUUGAGGUUGAUCAGUCUGCCAUAACCAUUUUCAUCUGCCUGAUUCCAGUUAUCAUGGAUGCAUGCGUCAAACUUUGGCUGUUUAAAUUCCUUCCAAGAUUAUCCCCGAAGGUGACAAACAUAUUCCGAGAAAUGAAGCGUCACUAGUAAAAUUGUUUGUGUGGGUUCUCUGGCGUUUAAAAGAAUUUUGAGAAAGGUAGGUAGCCAUGUACCACGAAGAUUACAUUUCUUUUUGUUUCCUUGAUUUCCCGUAUAGAGGGAGGUUUACGUCAUUGUAUGAGUGUAUAGCUUAUUGUAGUUGUUUGGAUAUCAUUCACUCUGAAAAAUGAUCCUCUUCGGAUGUUCUUUGUGGGGAUCCGGAGGAUCAAUCAAUCAUGUACAUUCAUUGUACAUCGUACGGUGAGAAAUUAUUUAAAAUUUAAAAUUUAAAAUUGAAUAUAAAUAGUAUCUAAUGAAAACUGAUCGCACGAUGUACGAUAAACGGACAUGAGUGAUUGAUCCCCUAGAUCCCCACAAAGAGGAUUUGAAGAGGAUCCUUUUUCAUUCUUUCUUACCCAUAAAUGACAAAUGUGGUAUAAAAACAGUAAAAGAUGUUUAUA
Pyrus x bretschneideri (Chinese white pear) is the source of this 1919-nucleotide messenger RNA. Its product is annotated as chloroplast envelope membrane protein-like. Lineage: Eukaryota; Viridiplantae; Streptophyta; Magnoliopsida; Rosales; Rosaceae. The transcript has 7 exons. The coding region runs from base 160 to 1467 and encodes 435 amino acids. The record is from RefSeq and is a predicted model, not a curated record. Gene Ontology annotation, cellular component: membrane.